Bactrocera dorsalis (oriental fruit fly) is the source of this 1081-nucleotide messenger RNA. Its product is annotated as alpha-tocopherol transfer protein-like. Gene Ontology annotation, cellular component: membrane. Lineage: Eukaryota; Metazoa; Arthropoda; Insecta; Diptera; Tephritidae. The transcript is spliced from 3 exons. The record is from RefSeq and is a predicted model, not a curated record. The coding region runs from base 1 to 945 and encodes 314 amino acids. Gene Ontology annotation, molecular function: phosphatidylinositol bisphosphate binding.
AUGGUGAUUUUACGCCCACUACCCGAUGAUUUGGCGAAGACAGCCAUCGAAGAGUUAAAUGAGAAGCCCGAUGACAAUGACUACUUUGUGAAUACUUUGCGCGAAUGGGCUGAAAAGCAGCCACAUCUGCGCGCGCGCACCGACGAUCAAUUCCUGAUGGCCUUUCUGCGCGGCUCCAAAUUCAGCCUGGAAAAGGCGAAACAGAAAUUGGAAAACUUCUAUAUACUACGCGCUGCCAUGCCGGAAAUCUUUCGUAAUCGCAAUCUCAGUGAACCAAAAUUUGAGGCGAUCGCUAAAGCGGGUGCUGUAUCUUUUUUGCCUGAACCCGUUUGUGAGGGUGGCCCAUUGGUGGUGCUGAUGCGACCCAGCGAGUUCAAUAUGGAACAACAUUCGAUCAAUGAUGUGCUGAAAGUCGGCUCAAUGAUCAUUGAUAUACUAAUGCAGGAGAACGAUCGCGUUUUCAUUGCUGGCUACACGUUCAUCAUUGAUCUGGGUAACAUUUCAAAGGCUGUGCUUAUGAAUUUCGAACCGGAAUUCGUGCGCAAGUUAACCAUACUUGUCAAUAAAGCGGCGCCCACACGCAUGAAGGGUUUCCAUUUCAUCAAUGUGCUGCCGAUUUUCGAAAAAUUAUUCGGCAUGGUGAAGAGUGUGAUAAGUGCAAAGUUGAAAGAUAGGUUCUAUGUGCAUGGCACGAAUUUCGAGGAUCUCUACAAACACGUACCCAAACAUGUGCUACCCAAGGAAUAUGGCGGUGAUUGUGAUCUAAAAAGUCUGGCUGAUGAAUGGUGGCAAAAAUUGAAUGAUUAUAAAAAAUUCUUUGAGGAUGAGGAGCAAUAUGGCGUGACUGAAGGCUAUGAAAAACUAAAGCAAGUGAAACAACUGAUCGAAGAUACCAGUGUACUACAAGGCACCGAAGGUUCAUUCCGCCAAUUGGAAUUCGAUUAAAGACUCUACGGCUCACUAUACGCAUGACGGUCAACCAAAGCAAUUAGCAUAAUAAUAAAUUUAUUUUUUUAUAAUUUUACUUAUUUAAAACCAUUUGAAUGAAUGUUAGCAAUAAAAAAAUACAAUAUUAAAAAAA